Messenger RNA from Nilaparvata lugens (brown planthopper), 3528 nucleotides. Its product is annotated as ABC transporter G family member 23. The coding region runs from base 310 to 2415 and encodes 701 amino acids. Gene Ontology annotation, cellular component: membrane. NCBI's taxonomy places the organism in Eukaryota, Metazoa, Arthropoda, Insecta, Hemiptera, Delphacidae. The record is from RefSeq and is a predicted model, not a curated record. The transcript is spliced from 16 exons. Gene Ontology annotation, molecular function: ATP binding; ABC-type transporter activity; ATP hydrolysis activity.
ACCGCGGGUAGGCUACUGCGAUGGCAGAUGGUGUCUAAAGUUUCAUUUAAGAGCGGCUCAGAGCUAAGUUGUGUGUUGAGUGCUUAGGAGCUUCGUGCUUAAUUUUUUUGGGCCAUCUUAUUGUUAGAUUGGUACCUUGAAAAAUCGUAGAGGAGUGGUGAAAUCUCUUUAAAAGUACUAGAACAGUACUGUGUUUUCGUAACAAAUCAGUGUGUGGAAAUUGUGUUCUUUGUGAGAUUUAUUUAGGCGAUUAAGUCUGUUUUAUCAAGUGAUAUCUCUUGGAAUCGGGGUGUAACAUAGCUGUGGGACAUGUUCGACAAUAACAACGUGAUGAGCUAUUCUCAGGGGGACAUGGAGCUGAAUUGUCCCCAGCCCAUGGUGGCUGUGAAUGGAGCAUUCAAGAGAUACACCUCCAAAAGUCCAAUCUUGCUGCGAGGAUUUAGUAUGACUGUACCUACUGGAGCUAUUUACGGACUGCUGGGACCGAGUGGCUGUGGCAAAACUACUCUACUCAACUGUAUUGUUGGCAACAGGCGGCUGGAUAGCGGGCAGGUCACGUUGGGCAUCACCAAACGCAAGGAGCUCGGAUACAUGCCACAGGAGGUAGCACUGAACGAGGAAUUCACGAUAGAGGAGACUUUCUUCUUCUAUGGGAAACUUUUCGACAUGAGCAGAGCGCAAGUGAAAAUGCGCAUGAAGGAAUUGUUGACAUUUUUCGAUCUGCCAACAGAGGGCUUCAUUGGUGAGUUAAGUGGUGGUCAACAGAGAAGAGUUUCAUUCGCAGUAGCUUUAUUACACAAUCCUCAACUCCUCAUCUUGGAUGAGCCAACGGUCGGUGUUGAUCCUGUCCUGUGUAGUAGGAUAUGGGAUGCGCUUGUUAAAAUGGCUUUAGAAGAAAAGAAAACUAUUAUUAUCACAACACAUUACAUUGAGGAGGCUCGGCAAUGCCAACUAAUUGGAUUGAUGAGAGGCGGAGUUCUCCUUGCUGAAGAGCCUCCCUUGACUCUGAUGGCAUCUCAUAAUUGUAACACACUGGAGCAAGUGUUCCUCGAGCUAAGUCAAAAACAGCACGAAGCGUCAAACAAAUCAAACGAAGAUUUAACCGAGAGUGAUACUGAUUAUAAAAAGAUGGCAAAUCAACAUUUUCAACCUCCUCUAAUAUCUAGUCAAAUGUGGAAGAAAUCCAGAUUCUCAGCUCAGUUAUUUAAAAAUGUCGUAUGGAUGAAACGAAAUGUGCCAAUAAUGAUGUUCCUGCUGUUCCUGCCAUUCCUGCUAUUCACAAUAUACUGCUCAGUGUUCGGCAAGACACCAACUGGCUUGUCGCUGGGAAUUGUUAGCGAGGAAUUGGGCAGUUUGGCUGACUGUCAAGCGAACUCUACAGAGCAGGCCUUCAACUACACCGACUUCAACUGCUAUUUCGACAAACCACUGAGUUGUCUCUACUUCGAGCACCUCAAGGAUAACGAUUUCAAUCUGAUAGAGUACAACAAGCUUGAAACUGGGCAAACAGCUCUGGAGAGAAAUAAGGUAUGGGGUCUGCUGCAUUUCACCAGGAACUACACGAUAGCAGUCUUGGAGAGAAUUGAUUACGGCUUUGACACCGCUGAAUCAGUUGUCAGAGAUGGCACUGUCGAUGUUAGACUGGAUAUGUCAGAUCAUGUCAUUGGAACCAGCCUGCAAAGGAUGCUGCUGACCACCUAUAACAACUUCAUUGGAGAAGUUUAUGAAGCAUGUGGAAGUAUUGCCGAGGCAGGAAAGAUUCCAAUCAAGUAUAAUGAACCAAUCUACGGUGGAAGUGACCCUCUUUUUUCAUACACCACGUUACCUGGAUACUUGAUGUCAUUCAGCUUUUAUCUGCCUAUGCUCUUUACAUCAGGCGCUAUCAUGCUGGAGAAACUGAGUGGUCUUAUGGAGAGGAAAAUGAUUGCAGGAAUGACAAUGCUGGAAAUAGUUACCGCUCAUGCAGUUGUACAGAUCUUCAUCCUCUUCUGUCAAACUGGAAUCAUUUUCUACACAGCUUAUGGCAUUUUUGAUAAUCCAGUUGAAGGGGACCUCUACCUCCUUAUUCUUCUCACAUUCAUCAAUGAAAUUGCUGGGAUGUGUUAUGGUUUCAUGCUCAGUGAAAUUCAUGACUCAGAUACAAAUUGCUCUUAUGCUGGAACGGGAACAGUAUUAGCACUGUUCAUGACUACAGGCACUCUGUGGCCAAUGGAAGGCGCACACCCAAUCAUGCGUGCAGCCAUGUGGGUGCUUCCAGUGAACGCGGCAGUCACCAGCUACCACAGCAUAGCACUGCGAGGCUACAGCAUCUCAAACCCAGUCGUCUACAGGGGAUUCCUGUCAACACUGGCCUGGUGCGCCUUCUUUGCUAUCGGUGCCAUCCUCAUCAACAGAGUCAGAAAAGGCGUCAGAUAGUAGCAAUCGAGACAAUUCAACGUUCACUUUAAACAAGCUGUGAUUAGAAACGCCAUGUGACCCCGUGACUCGAGUGUGAAUCAUGGAAUGUGUGAUGGUUAGGUUAGGUUCAUUGGCAGUUCUCCGGAAGGAGUCAACUUGAAAAACAUUCAAAACACUCUUUGGCACAAGAGAUGAGGUCCUGUUCUCAUUGAUUAAGUCUUGUAUUGUAAAGCCUUGUUGAUAUAUAUAAUUCACUACCUUCCGUAAAAAAACCCGACAAGUCAAAAAAAGUAUUUUUUCAGGACAGCAAAAACAAAGUCUACUAUUCCGUGCCUGAUCAGGAUUUAAAUUUCAACUGAUGUGACUAUUGUUCAAACUCAUUAUGAUAUAUUACCAAACAUAUUCUAUUCUCAACAAGUUGUAAACCACCAAUUUUACCAACUCGACAAAAUUCAGAGAACAUAUUAUUGGAAAAUUAUGUUUUGGCUCAAUAUUGUAGAAGAAUUUCAAUUUGCAAUUCUUCAAAUGUCAUCUACAUUUCUAUGAAUAGGCGUCAAUUAUUAUUAUUAUUAGUGGUUCAAAUGUCAUUCCUAUUCUGGAUGAUAUUGUUAAAGAGAUGUUUCCUAAUGAGAAUAGGGCUUGUUUGUUACAAAUAGGUUAAGUUAGCUUAGGUUAGGUAGCAUUCAUCAAAAGAGGGAAGUUUUCCACAAGAAGUCAAAAUGAAAAAUAUUAAAUAUAUUGUUGGAACAAGAAAGAGAAGCACUACAUGAGUAGUGGAGGAGCACCAAAUGAGCUCUAGGCCUACACUAUUUAUAUUAGAAAUUUUAAAAAUAAAUAGCCUAACCUAAGUUGACCAAGGUCGUAUGACUAGAUGGGGAUAAUAAACUUAAUGUUGAAAAUGAUCAAAGUCAUGAGACUGAUUUCAAUGGAGGAUCAAGUUGUUAAGUGAAACUAUUCAUCUAUGUUCAUCCAUUUAAAUUUCAUAAACUCUCUUGCCUUCUAUUCACCACCUUCACACGCUUUCUGUUUUAAUGAUAAAUGAAUAGUUUUAAUUUGUGAUCGAUGUAUAUUCACCGAGAAUUCUAAGUUAGUUUUAUAUUUAUGUGAGCUCAAGAAUAUGAAUAAAUGAUA